AUGCAAUACACUCCAAACCAACUCUUCCGCAUUUUCUGGCAACCACAGCAACUCCGUGUCAUCGCCAAGCCUCCCUGGAACAGCGGUGCUCUUCUCGAUACCACUUCACUUCUUCCUACCACUACUACUGCUUCUUCUUCAGCCGCUUUGUCAUGCGGCCUACUUGCACUGGACCCUUCUUUCCAAACCACUCCGGACUGGGACCUCUUUCCUAUUUCUGACUCACAUUAUCUUGGCGAUGGCACGCAAUUGCUUCCUGGCGAGCCAGCUCUACUUUCAACAGCGGGAGACAACAUGAAUACGUUCACUAUGCCGUCUGGCAUGGGCAAAAUGAACAAUAUGAAUACAUCUGCACCCAUGAUGAGGGAUCACUCUCUGUCUGGUUCUUCCUCCACAAGCAACAAGGACCAUGGUUCGUCUCCCACCGAGCAAUCCUCUUCAUCCAAAUUGUCAUCCACAAAGAACAGCCCUCUGGCCCCAGAGCCCUCUUCCCGGGUUGAGAAGCGGAAGGCCAACACGCUCGCUGCUCGUCGCUACCGCCAAAAGCGCGUCGAUCAAAUGAGUACUCUCGAAUCCGAACUCAAGGACGUCAAAGCCGAACGGGAUGAUCUCAAAGUCCGCAACGCCAGGCUGGAAGGAGAGGUCGAGACGCUUCGUGCUCUUCUACGUUCUCAAAAGUAG
Alternaria arborescens is the source of this 681-nucleotide messenger RNA. RefSeq lists its product as hypothetical. The record is from RefSeq and is a predicted model, not a curated record. Gene Ontology annotation, molecular function: DNA-binding transcription activator activity, RNA polymerase II-specific; RNA polymerase II transcription regulatory region sequence-specific DNA binding. NCBI's taxonomy places the organism in Eukaryota, Fungi, Ascomycota, Dothideomycetes, Pleosporales, Pleosporaceae. Bases 1 to 681 code for a protein of 226 amino acids. Gene Ontology annotation, biological process: regulation of transcription by RNA polymerase II. Gene Ontology annotation, cellular component: nucleus. The transcript is spliced from 3 exons.